This is a messenger RNA of Cyclocybe aegerita, 753 nucleotides long. NCBI's taxonomy places the organism in Eukaryota, Fungi, Basidiomycota, Agaricomycetes, Agaricales, Hemipholiotaceae. The record is from the annotation of a GenBank genome assembly.
AUGCCCACCUGGAUCAUAUCAAUAGCCUCGUCGUCUCAGCAGGACCUGGAGCUCGUUUUCUCUGAUAGAAUAUGGCCCAACCUGGCUUCUUGGAAGGAAGACGACGACGAUAUAAAAUUGCUGUAUUCACCCUUAAUACCUGAUGGAAGAUACAAGGUUGUGUUUCCCGACGUAUCUGUCCAGACGAUACCCAUAAACCAUGGUCGAAACACUCUCGGCCACUAUUCAUCCACCGCGUUCUUCAUUCGGCAUGAGCCUUCUUUACGCGAAUUUCUCUUCUUUGGCGACGUUGAACCCGAUGCCAUCGUAGACCAUCCCCGCACCAUCAACGUUUGGCGGAUCGCAGCUCCCAAGAUUCCAGAAACACUGUCUUCAAUAUUUAUAGAAUGCUCUUGGCCUUCAGGUCGAAAAGACGACCUCCUGUUCGGGCAUCUUACACCUGAGCAUCUCGGGAACGAACUCGCAACUCUUGCGAGUGAAGUUGUUAAGCACCGACUAGCCGUUCAACAGAACGAAAGUCGCCGGCGGCCUCUUCGCAAGAAACUCAAGAGAGGCUCCCUGACUACUGAAGAAUUGAAGGAUGCUCUGCUCGGUGUCUGCGUAUAUAUCAUCCAUUGCAAAGACGACAUGAACGGUGAUCUGUCCAAACCUAUCCGGGAGGUCAUUGUGGACCAGGUGAAGAAGGUUGUCGAUGAGAAGGGGCUGGGUGCAGUGGUAUUGGCGGCCGAGCAAGGGAUGCAUAUCGAGAUAUGA